Molecule: messenger RNA, 1614 nt
Organism: Podospora anserina S mat+
Lineage: Eukaryota; Fungi; Ascomycota; Sordariomycetes; Sordariales; Podosporaceae
Exons: 1
Coding region: 1-1614 (537 amino acids)
Source: RefSeq, a predicted model, not a curated record
AUGAUCUUAGCAGUAAAUUACCUAGGCAAACUGAAUCCAUCAGGUGUCGAUAUGGCCGAUCACGAUCAUUCAACCAUGGGUAGUGGAGGACCUGUUUCACCUGGUCCAUAUGUUGAUGCAGCAGCGACGAUAAUGCCGAGGAAUUCUGGACCAUUCUCUUGCCCUACGAAGGAGAGGGAAUUGAGAGAAUCACAUUCAACCAACCCAUUCGCGAGUUUGGCAAACUCCAUGAAUACCUUCAAGUUUGUGGCAAUUCUCAGCGCGUUUUUCCGAAGUCUAAAACCUGCAUCUGUCUUUGGAAGAUGCGGGAGCAUUGUUGGUAGAUCCAGUCGGAUCCUGGCUGCAAUGGCCGGUUUUGCUGUGACCUGCGUAGCACUAUGGACGGCGAUUUGUGCGAUGGAGGAUAGCCGAAAGGCUUUAAGGUUGGCUGAGUGGACGGCGAAGAAAGAGUUCUUGGAGUUCUGCCAGACAGUGAGCCUUUUAUUGCCACGGAUACUUACUUUCAUCCCAAGCAAACCCUCUAACAUCCAAUUUUUGCAGAGCAAUUUCAAGCAGACCAGUUGCCAGACAGUCAAAACGGCUUCUCUCGAUCCGCCACCAACGCCGUGGAUUGUUUCGCGCAUGUAUCGACGAGAAAUUGGUGUCAGCGUAGGGUACUCCCAGGAUUUCGGCGCGGUACUUGCUGGCUUUCCCUUCACUAUUCUUUGGUGGGCAGUAUUCAGCAGAAAGGUGCGGAGGAUCAUGCAGCAUCGAUACCUCUCCCGGCACCCUAGGAAAAGCCGGGAACUUGGGUUACUCGCCGAGAGUAUGAAAAUGGAGAGGCCACGACAGGAGUCUCAUUCCAUUCUUUCACCGGAAGAAAGGUCACCUGUUCCCCCGCCAAUAUCUUUUGGUACCGGAAUGGCUGCCGAUUUCGAUUUCAGCUCUCCCUUAUCAGCGCCGCAAUUGGACUUGGGAUUGUCGACAGGAUUGGAAAGACAUUCGAGAGCGGAAGCAGCCAGGCGCAAGAGAUUGAGAACCGCGCAAUCUCCAGCCGAGUAUCAAUUUGACGAGGCAAUACACUCGGUGUACCCCGUGGACGUGACGGGAUUCAUUGAACAAGAGCUGAAGAGCGAUUUGGACACUCAUAAUCUGGCCUUUUGCUGGAAGUGCGAGCCGCAACACACUGACCAAGAUGGGAAGCUAAUAAUACCAGAUCUGGCUGAAGACAUGUUAUGUAGUUCGACACCUGGAGAAAGUCCUUUAUUCUGUCACGACUGUGGCGACUCCCUUUCGCCAUGGUUGAACACGGAAGAUUCCGAAGAAGAAUCACACCAGCCUGUGGUUAUCAAUCUUCGCCAAGUCAUGGAGGAAUGCUUUGACCGAUUGGAUGAAAUUGAGGUGUAUUGCUGGGAGUGUGAGGUCAAUGGACCAAAUUCGUCUCGGAAAUUUGCAGCCACUGGUUCUGAAAGGAUAUUUUCAAACAGGUGCGGGCUUUCAUGUUAUGGGUGUGGCGAUGAGCUUCCGGCACUGGUGAAGGAGGAUGGAAGGGUGGAAUUCCCAGGCGGGAGCAACUUGCGCAAAAGGCGACCGUACUUGCUCUGGAAACGACAUCUUGAGGAAGUGGCCGAAUAG